Molecule: messenger RNA, 807 nt
Organism: Yamadazyma jaroonii
Lineage: Eukaryota; Fungi; Ascomycota; Pichiomycetes; Serinales; Debaryomycetaceae
Source: the annotation of a GenBank genome assembly
AUGGUGUUGGAAGCUACAAUGAUUGCAAUUGAUAACUCAGAAUAUAUGAGGAAUGAAGAUUUUGCACCUUCUAGAUUCGAUGCACAAAGUACAGCAACUGAAUAUAUUUUUCAAAAUAAAGUCAACAGUAAUCCUGAAAGUACUGUAGGAUUAUUAUCUUAUGGAGGAAAUGGUCCACAAGUAUUAAGUACUUUAACUAAUAAUUUUGGUAAAGUUUUAAGUGGUGCCAAAGAAGUAAAGAUUGAAGGGAAUAAUAACUUCUCAAGUGGUAUACAAGUGGCAGCAUUAGCAUUAAAACAUCGUCAAAAUAAAGUACAAAAUCAAAGAAUUAUUAUUUUUGUUGGAUCACCAAUAGAAGAAAGCGAAAAAGAAUUGGAAAAAUUGGCUAAGAAGAUGAAAAAGAAUAACAUUGCCAUAGAUAUUAUAAAUUUCGGAGAGGAGAGUAUCAAUGCUUCAAAAUUAGAGAAAUUCCAUUCAUGUAUAAAUAAUCAUGAUAAUUCUCAUUUAGUAACUGUACCACCAGGUCCAAGGUUAUUAUACGAGGUUGUUGCUAGUUCCACCAUAUUAGUUGAAGAAGGAUUUGAAACCGGUGGUGAUUUCGGAUUCAGUGAUUUCGGUGGUGGUAAUGAUAUGAUUGAUCCAAAUAUGGACCCCGAUUUAGCUUUAGCUUUAAGAUUAUCAUUGGAAGAAGAAAAGGCUAGACAAGAAAGAGAAGCUAAUCAACAACCUGAAAAAUUGGAUAAAAUAGAUGAAAAUGAUGAAAAUGAUAAAGAUAAAGAUGUUACAAUGGAAGAUGCCAGUAAAUAA